Molecule: messenger RNA, 1137 nt
Organism: Colletotrichum chrysophilum
Lineage: Eukaryota; Fungi; Ascomycota; Sordariomycetes; Glomerellales; Glomerellaceae
Exons: 2
Coding region: 1-1137 (378 amino acids)
Molecular function (GO): protein binding
Source: RefSeq, a predicted model, not a curated record
AUGGCAUCCGCGGCGCCCCAAGUGGAAAGUUCACCACCGACUAAGGACGCCAAGGCCAAGCAAGACCCUGUGGAGGAGGAUGAAUACGAGCGCGAGCCCUGCGAAGCCGUUGACGAUCUGCGGACAACGUGCAUAUUCACCGCGCUUUCUGGGCUCUUUCUCUCCGAGAAGUAUGCUGACAUGAUCAUCACCUGCAAUGGCAGCACUUUCAAGGCCCAUCGGGCUAUUGCAUGCCCUCAGUCGUCCUUCUUCGACAAGGCAUUCUCCGCCUCAUUCAAGGAAGCCGCCUCAGGAACCAUCGACUUACCAGACGAUGAGCCCUCUAUCUUCCGGCGCUUGCUUCAGUUUCUCUACACGGGAAACUACGACGAUGGAGUCAUGCCGAUGCUCGGAAAGCCGGCUGCGAUUUCGCUGUUGCAGCCUGACGAGGUUGCCCAUGAACUCGACGCACCGAUUGGUGUAGAAGAUCCCCGCAGGGGGAGAAAGGUCCCAAGAAGGACAUCCACCAGCUCCAGACAUCCUAGCCACUCGGCUGAGAACCUGGAUGGCAGCGGCGACGAUACGACUAGCGUCACCGACGAUGAGAGCUUCUCCGGCUCCUCGGGGUUCGACCCUGGCUACAUAAGGAGACAGCCAUCGGGCAUCGAGCCGGAAGAGGAAUACAAUGAAUUCUCCGGCGAGAACGUGGCCGAUGAGCUCGCGGACGACGCAGACGACACCAUCAACAAAAAGCUAUCGCAACCCGAAGGAGCGGGCGACGACGUAGUGACCCUAGUAAAGAAGGAGCUUUACGGCGCUCGAGAUGACUUGUUCCUGCACCUGCGUCUAUACGUCAUGGCCGACAAGUACGACGUGCCAGCCCUCAAGCUCCUGGCUCGAGAGCGCUUCUAUCGAUCGGCGGAACUGAGUUGGGAGGUCGCAGACGAGUUUCCUGCUGUCGUUGAUGAGUUGUACAGCGACACCAUUGAGACGCAUUCUGCGAUGCGAGAUAUUGUAUGCCGGUUAGUUGGAAAUCAAGUGGGGAAUGUGCGAACGAGGGAGAGGAUGGAGUGGGUUAUGAAGAAACAUGGCGAGUUCGCCGUGGGAGUUAUGAAUUAUUACAUCUUGUCGAAGGAUGGAGAGUUUGCCUGGUCAUGA